Jaculus jaculus (lesser Egyptian jerboa) is the source of this 1129-nucleotide messenger RNA. RefSeq names its product CD320 molecule (gene Cd320). Gene Ontology annotation, molecular function: protein binding. NCBI's taxonomy places the organism in Eukaryota, Metazoa, Chordata, Mammalia, Rodentia, Dipodidae. Bases 54 to 818 code for a protein of 254 amino acids. Gene Ontology annotation, cellular component: plasma membrane. The record is from RefSeq and is a predicted model, not a curated record. The transcript has 5 exons.
GGCGCAGCCCAGAGGAGCGUGGAGACCGUGCCUGGGCAGGCCGGGCUGCUAGGAUGGCGCGGGGCAGGGCAAUGCAGACCACGGGCUUGGGCCGGGCGCCAUGGCUGCUGUUCUGCCUUGCACUAAGCCUGGAGGCCGCCCCGACCCAGGACCCGGGCCCCAGUGCUGGCUCCUGCCCACCCACCAAAUUCCAAUGCCGGACCAGUGGCUACUGCAUGCCUCUCACUUGGCAAUGUGAUGGUGACUGGGAUUGCACAGAUGGCAGUGAUGAGGAAGAGUGCAGGACUGAACCAUGUGCUCAAAAUGGGCAGUGUCACCCACCCCCUGUUCUCCCUUGCUCCUGUGACAACAUCAGUGAUUGCCCUGGUGGCACCAAGGGGAACCUUUACAACUGCAACCAACAGCCCUGCCCAGAGGGUCAACAACGUUGCAUGCUGAGUGAUGCCUGCAUUCCUUACACGUGGCACUGCGAUGGCCAUCCAGACUGUCCUGACUCUAGUGAUGAGCUUGGCUGUGAAACCACAGAAACUGACAAGAUCUUCCAGGGAGGGAAUGCCACAACUAUGGGGACCCCUGUCACCCUGGCAAGUGUCAUCUCUCUCAGGAACGCCACAACUGCCUCUGUCCGGGACCCAUCUGGAAAUUCAAGUGCCUAUGGAGUUAUUGCAGCUACUGGGGUGUUGAGUGCUAGCCUGGUUGCUGCUGCCCUCCUCCUAUUGUUGUGCCUCCGAGUCCAGGGUUAUUUCCCCCCUCUGGGACUGCUGGUGGCUGUGAAGGAGGUGUUGCUUCUGUCAGAAAGGAAAACUUCACUGCUUUGAAGAUGGGUUAUCACCACCUGGCCCUCAGUGCUGCCAGAUUGGGCAAGAGCUAUAGUAGAGGCAUGCAGGCAACUGCUGGCUUCUCAGCCCUCAAAAGACCUGAACUUUUCUGGCCACAGAGAAUUGUGACUACAAGCUCUUGCAGAUGUGGGCAUGGAGGCUGGGAUCCUCAGACACUGCUUAUAUAUGGAGAGCUUGGAUGGAGAACGUAUCACAGACAGAAUGGAGGAGCUAGUCACAGACUGACCUGUGCUUUGACACUCCUGCCCCCAUUGAUGGGUGGCAAUUAAAGUUCCUUCCCAUUCUCUGCC